UUCAAGGUGAGUCAAACACGCACGCCCUCUCCUGGAGGACAACACAGGGAAAGAAAAAAAAAAAGAAAAGUAACCGCUGCUCGGUUUCAGUAAUAUCUGCUUUAUGAACCCACACAAGUGAGAAGGAUGUGUGAGUCUUUGAUUUCCAGGAUGUUUUUUCUCCACUGAGGAGGGCGGGACCUUUAACUUUCCAGCUUUAGCUAGUGCGUGGAAACUGGCGUCAGUACCAACACGGGGACGGACAGACAAAACUCCCUGAGGACAGAAACAUUUUAACAUCGAUUUACCAACGGGAAAAAACAACAACCACUGAACACGGACGGACGUGCACAAGCUUUAAUGAAUCGAUACGAUAACCUGGAUUUGGAGUUGGAGUGUGACGGAGCAGCUAAAAAAUCUGCGUUAUUCGGUGGGAUGUUCAAAAGAUCCUCCGAGUCUGCACAACCACAGGAGACAGGAGGGGUGUUUAGUGGGAUGUUUAAAAAGUCGCCAAAGCCUUUUGGAGCGAGGACACAAUCUCAGGAUGAUUUGUCUGUGGAGAAGAAACUCUCUGCCAGCAGUGAAAGUCUCAUAGACAAGUCUUCAAAGCCUGUGAAGCGGACAAACGCAGAGGUGGAGGAUCCAGCUGCGAGUGGUGGCCAGUCAUCAGGCGACAAACAGGUCAAAAGCAACAUGAUUCAGCACGAGACAAAAAAGGAAAGAAGUGAAACUCCAAUGGUCCCACCCAGACCAACUGAAGAGGUUUGCAAGCAAUUGAACACAACUCAACAGUCGUCUGCAGGCGGCAGUUCAUACCACUGUAUUUAUUUAAUCCUGUUCACACUAUGUUUACUUCAGGCUCAGUCUGAUGAUGAAGGGCUGAAAGAAGAAGAUGAUUCUUCUCCCAAAGAAGGACAGAAAGUCGAGGAGGGCCAGGAAAAAACAGAGACGAAAGUCAAGAAACCACAAGUCAAGAGACACAAUCCCUUCAUGCCUCGGGUCAAGGGCAAAAGCAUACAGAGGAACGCACUGGACGGUGCUGCAGGUAAAACAGCAGAGAAUGAAGGUGGAAAUAGAUCCUUGUUUGACCAGCUGGAGGACUUCAGUCCUGACACAGCACAGACUGAAGACAGACAGGUUGUGGAGGACCUUAUGGAUUGGUGGAACACAGUGGAGUCUUGGGAGGACACGUUUCAAGAGGAUGACAUGACAGAUAAAGAAGAGGCCAAAGCGUUCGCUGUGACGGCAGACAAGGUGCGGAAGGGCAUCCGUGUCUUCAACAAACUGUUUUCGGAGCGCGCCGAGAUUCUCUGGCAGCACGUCAUGGACCUCAAUAGCAUCGCAGACGGCCUGGACAAGUUCAGCAAGAACACAAAGAUUGCUCAAAUCACCGGCGGCUCUACCAGCGCCCUCGGGGGUGUGGCCACCAUCACUGGCCUCGCCCUGGCCCCAUUCACCAUGGGAACCUCUUUGAUUGUGACAGCGGUGGGACUGGGUGUAGCUACAGCUGGCGGGCUGACAUCAGCAGGGGCUGGCAUCUCCAACCAGGUCAAUAACUCAAUGGACCGCAAGAAGGUGGACAAGAUUGUGCAGGACUAUCAGGAGAAGAUGGACGACCUCAACAAGUGCCUGACGUUUGUCAAGCAGGGUAUUGAGAACCUGAGGAGGUUUGACCUGAUCAAAAUGAAAAAGCACGCCUACAACCGUGACUUCCCAGCGCUCAAUUUUAAUUUCUACGAAGACGGCGCCAUGGCAGGAAAGGCGAUCCUCAACAACGCUAAUGAGAUCAUGCGGGUGGUGCAGAUCGCCAAUAUGGCAGGCAGCACAGCCGCCAGAGCGGUCCAGAUCGCCAGUAUGGCCACUGGUGUACUCUCGGGACUCUUUGUAGGCAUGGACAUCUACUUUGUGGCCAAGGACUCUAAAGAACUGAAGAAAGGGGCCAAGUCAGAGUUUGCUGCCAAAAUCAGGGAGGUGGCUUUGCAGCUGCAUGAUGGUCUGGUGGAGCUCAACGGGAUACGUGGGGAGCUGCAGACCACCACACCAGAUACACACACACGCAAUAAUACAGCUGCUUUGGACAGUGACAAGAAAGAGAAAAAUGACAGUUCAAGUGAAGACGAAAUCAACCACAUUAAAAAGAACUAUGAGAACCGAGAAUAUGUUUGACGGAAAAUGUCAAAGGCCUUAAAGGGGCAGGCAUUACCUUCACAUGUUACUCAUAGACAAUAGAGACAGAGCGCAUGGUGUUAUACGCUUUUGGGUUAGGAGCUUAUAAUAAUAUUUAUUUAGGGUUCUUUACAUUGUUGUUAGUGAGUAUCACCACACUGGAGGUUUUAGGCAAGGCGAGGCUAGGCAGCUUUAUUUGUAUUGCACAUUUCAGAAAGCAAUUGAAAGUGCUUUACAUAAAACAUUGUUAGGUAUUUUUCUGUUAUUUGCCAGCAGAUGGAAUUGAUCACCCAAUACAAAUCAAUGGAGAGAAGUGCAGGUGGUUCUCUGUCUCUAUUGCCGAUAAGUAAUAUACUUAUCUAAAGCAAGGUAGUUUUUUGUCACAGCCACAUGCACUUACAUGCACAUACAGCCGGUCUAAGUAUCAAAACAAAGAAUAGAGAAGCUUGUGACUUUAUUCUCUGCUCAGGAGACCAUUACUCCACUAAAUCGUUACAUAUCUAAUAUCUGAUUGCAGCUAUAUUAAUGUGCUGUAUAUUGAGUACAGUCCUUUUAACUGUGCUUUGUUAUUAUGGUUUCAGAAGUGUCAGUUUCUCAGUUCCCCCUUUUAAAAUGUGUCCAAGUGUCACUCCAGCUAACUGCUGCAUUGUUGGCAUCUGAGAGGUGGUUGGUGCUAAUUUCUUGAAAUGGAAAACUACAGUCAUGCCGGUUGUAAAUUAGGGAACUCCACUCUUGAUGAAAUAGAGUAGUUUCUAAGACGUCUGGCCUUUUCUUUUAGGGAUCUGACUUCUUGGAUCUAAACAGCAUUUAAACCACUGGGAGGAACUGAGGCUUUGCAGUAGAUAAAGUAUCACAUCUGCUUCUCUGGUUGUUGUGCCGACGGGUGUAAAAUGGCAUACAAAGAUUGAACUAAAUCAUGUAUUUGAGUAGUACAGUUUUAGAUUAUUGAAAACGAAAUAGGUACAAAGUAUUUUGUAGACUUUACAAUUUAGACUUUAAAAGUAUUGCUUAGAGUCUCAUUAAAGUGUGUUGUUUUGAAUUGAAACACAAGGACUUUUACUGACCAGGUGUAGAGAUUGUGUAUACUCUUAGGGACGACUGCCUUUAUUAUUUACAAUGCCUUAGAAAUACCCUAUGAUAAAAUGCAGCAUUAGUCUGUUUUUCUGUGUCUAUGUUGUUUAUUUUAGUGUCAGGCCUGCAACAAAACCAUUUCUCGCUCAUCCUCUGCUUGAGGUUUUUGAUCUGAUGUGGGAUGUUUUAACUAAGUAAGUAAGUCUUAACUUAAUUAUUUUGGUCUCAUUUUGAGGAACGGUGGUAAUAAGAUUUGUUUUAGAUUGUUUUUACAAAAGAACCAAUAAAGUGACAUAACUAGAAGGGCACUUUGAGAGCAAAAACCUCUGCCAAGACACGCCAGGAACCGAUUUGUCAACGCCAAAAGAAUACAGCAAAAACAAAAGUUUUUGUUUAAAAGUUAAAAAUAAUUUGUGUAUUUGCCCUGUGAUUCAUAUCCUUUCCUAGAUGUAAUGUGUUUGUCCGUGGCCCACGCCACACCUUUCCACCUAGUUUGACAUUAUUCGAGGCAGUAGUAGUCUUUCCAUGAUCCCGCAGACAAACAAACAAACGGACAAACCAAACCGAAAUAGAAAACUAGUGAUUUACUAAACCAGGUGGCAAAGCUUAAUGUAUGUCUUGGCCAUUAAAGACUAAUGUGUAAAACAUUGUUGUUGUUAGUAAACAUCUGCAAUUCAUAGGCUAGAACAUAAUGUUAAAAAAAGGUUUUAGGUAGGCAAGUGAUGCAUUAGACUUUACUGCCAAGAGUUUGUUUUAUUUCCAUGUGCAUACAUGAGAAAUAUACGUUUUAAUCAUGUAUUCAGUCUCAUUGGAUACUGGAAUGGGUUCGGGGUUUAAAAUAAUCUCUUAUUAGACGACUGGAGACGACUGGAAUGACACAGGACUGUAAAGACCAGUCUUGACCAUGUCAACCUGUGCUUUUAUUAUUCCAUUAAUAUUUGAAGGAAUGUUAUUUCAAAGUCAGGGUCUGAUAUGCAGUCUAAUCUCUGAUGAUCUCAACUCUGUGCUCUUUGCAUUGAACUUAAUAUUUAUUUUUCUGGGUGGGGUUGUUAUUCGAUACUAACUUUUUAUGUGCAAUAUAUUGUAGAACUCUGUCAAAAAUGUAAAGUUGAUAAUUAAAGGUGAGAGAAACAU
This is a messenger RNA of Etheostoma cragini (Arkansas darter), 4350 nucleotides long. It is a transcript of the gene apol1, whose product is annotated as apolipoprotein L, 1. Bases 340 to 2145 code for a protein of 601 amino acids. The transcript has 15 exons. The record is from RefSeq and is a predicted model, not a curated record. Gene Ontology annotation, molecular function: lipid binding. Gene Ontology annotation, cellular component: membrane; extracellular region. Gene Ontology annotation, biological process: lipoprotein metabolic process; lipid transport. NCBI's taxonomy places the organism in Eukaryota, Metazoa, Chordata, Actinopteri, Perciformes, Percidae.